UCACUCGGCUCACACGCUCGACUAAUGGAUAACGGACUUAACCUCAUAAUUUCACAAAUAUCACUAUAGUAUAGAAUACAGUUUAUUUCUAACAAUAAAUUGAAAUUUAAAUAAUCUAACAAAAUUAUAUUAGAAUUACUAUCGGAAAUUCGUUCUGGAAAAUUAUAUGAAUGUUGAGGGUGAAAAAAAAUGUCAUGAAGUGCAGUUCAAUAUCGGAAUAUAACUUCUGUAGAAAUUGAAUUUUCUUGAAUAUUUCUGUACAAUGUCGGAUAAGCAAAAAAUAUUUUUUUUUAGACUGUUGUGCGGCGAUGUGGAAGGAAAAUUCGACACUCUAUUUAAAAGGGUAGAGAGCAUUAAUAAAAAAUCUGGACCCUUUGAUAUACUUCUAUGUGUGGGGAAUUUUUUUGGAGUAAAUAAUAAAGAAUUUACCCCUUAUAAAAUAGGAGAUAAGAAGGUUCCUGUUCCAACAUAUAUCCUUGGACCUAAUAAAGAAGACCAUGUCCCUUUCUAUCCAUCCGAUGAUUCUGAAUUUGAAUUGUGCGACAAUGUGUACUACCUCGGCAAAAGAGGGGUGUAUACAGACAGCAAAGGGGUGAAGAUAGCUUACUUAAGUGGAAUAUUUGAAACUAAUAUUGAGACGCCAUGGACAUACAAUGCCAAAGAUGUUUCUGGUUUAUGUGAUGCUUGUGUUCGAGGAAAUCCAUCUUUCCGAGGUGUUGACAUACUCUUAACGUCACAGUGGCCAGCUGGAAUAAUAUCAGGAAAUUCAAAUGUUUCAUUAUCGACAAAUGCUGUCAGUGAUCUACCAAGCUACUUAUGUAUGAAAUUGAAACCCAGGUACUUGGUUAGCGGACUAGAGGGAAUCUAUUAUGAGAGACCCCCAUUUAGAUGUCCUAAUUUAGGCGAUCAUGACACUACCUUAGAAAGCGUUACACGCUUUAUAGGACUAGCUCGAGUGGGUAACCCUAAUAAAGAUAAAUGGAUAUACGCUCUAAGCAUAACACCUUUAGAUAAAAUGAAAAUGUCGGAUCUCUUUCAAAAGACGACAGAUGAGACACCUUGUCCGUUUAACUUCAACGAAUUAGAAAGCAAAAUUUUUAAAAUUAAAAGGAAGAUAUCUGGGGUUAACCAGUAUUUUUAUGAUAUGAAUGCCACCGACGAAGGUGAAGAGAAAAAUAAGAAAAGGAACAAAAAGCCUAGAAUUGAAAUGGAUCAAAGUAAAUGUUGGUUCUGUUUGGCUAGUCCGUCGGUGGAAAAGCAUCUUAUAAUUGCAGUGGGAAAUGCAGCAUAUUUAGCACUAGCUAAAGGUGGUAUAGUGGAGGAGCACUUGCUUAUCUGCCCCAUAGAGCAUUACCAAAGCAGCCUAGGCCAACCCCCAGAUGUAUUGGAAGAAAUUAAUCAAUUUAAGGAAGCUUUAAAAAAGUUUUAUUUAAGAAAUAAUAGAAUACCAGUAUUCUUUGAAAGGAACUACAAAACUUCACACAUGCAGCUACAAGCAAUUCCUAUACCAAAAAAUGCGGACCGGGAACUAAAAGAUAUUUUUGUGGACGAAUCUGAAGCUCAGGGGUUCAAACUAGACGUCUUGGAGUCUCACGGUCGCUUAGACCAAGUUAUCCCACUGAAAGUUCCGUAUUUCACAGUGGAAUUACCAGACGGCACCGUUUUGUACACAAAAAUCCAAGGCUCCGUCCAUUUCCCUUUAAAUUUUCCAAGGGAGGUGUUAUCGUCAGGACCCGUACUGGACAUGCCCAACAGGGUGGAGUGGAAGGACUGCAUACUUCCGAAGGAGGAGGAAGAGGAACUAGUGCAGAGACUAAGGACGGAUUUUGAACCGUUUGAUUUCACUAUGUAAGGUAUUGCAAAGAAUAUGAAUAUAUUUAUUUUGUUUAAA
Molecule: messenger RNA, 1891 nt
Organism: Anoplophora glabripennis (Asian longhorned beetle)
Lineage: Eukaryota; Metazoa; Arthropoda; Insecta; Coleoptera; Cerambycidae
Product: CWF19-like protein 1 homolog
Exons: 8
Coding region: 263-1852 (529 amino acids)
Biological process (GO): mRNA splicing, via spliceosome
Cellular component (GO): post-mRNA release spliceosomal complex
Molecular function (GO): RNA lariat debranching enzyme activator activity
Source: RefSeq, a predicted model, not a curated record